AUUGGCACACUCGUUACAAAAUCAUAGAAGGAAUAGCUCGUGGUCUCCUUUAUCUUCAUGAAAUUUUGCGUUUCAAAAUCGCACAUCAUGACUUGAAAGCAAGCAAUGUACUAUUAGACGAAGAUAUGAAUCCAAAAAUAUCUAACUGUGGUCUGACAAGCAUGUUUAUGGUAAAUCAAACCCAAAGAAAUAAAAUUAAAGCUAUCAAAACACAUGGUUACAUGUCUUCCAAAUAUUCUUUGGAUGGCUUGCUCUCUAUGAAGUCUAACGUUUUUAGCUUUGGAGUUCUACUCUUGGAGAUUAUAACUGGAAAGAAAACAGUUCUUUGUCCAUGCAAUCAACUAAAGCUCAAGAUCUUAUUAGCUAUGCUAGGAAACAUUGGAGGGAGGGCAGAGCAUUAGAGAUGGUGGAUCAAAGUCUUGGAGGUUUGUAUUCGACAAAUGAAGUGAUACAAUGCAUCCAUAUUGGGUUGCUAUGUGUCCAAG
Molecule: messenger RNA, 485 nt
Organism: Ipomoea nil (Japanese morning glory)
Lineage: Eukaryota; Viridiplantae; Streptophyta; Magnoliopsida; Solanales; Convolvulaceae
Product: putative receptor-like protein kinase At4g00960
Exons: 3
Coding region: 126-401 (91 amino acids)
Biological process (GO): protein phosphorylation
Molecular function (GO): protein kinase activity
Source: RefSeq, a predicted model, not a curated record